AUGGGGAUUGAGCUUCUCGAUGGCUUUUGCACUCCAGAUGAAGCUCCAGUGGCAUUUGGGGACACUUGGGCUCUGUGUCCUGCUGUAGGUGGGACACCCCAUCCUCCAUUCUGGCAGACAGGUGCUGACAGUUGGCUUUUCUCUUUCAGGUGCACGUUCAGGUUCCCGAGCACAAACAUCAAGAUCACGUUCACUGCCCUGUCCAGUGAGAAGAGGGAGAAGCAGGAGGCUCCCGAGUCCCCGGUGAAGCCCGUGCAGGCCCACAUCUCGCCCCUGACCAUCAACAUUCCAGACACCAUGGCCCACCUCAUCAGUCCCCUUCCCUCCCCGACGGGAACCAUCAGUGCUGCAAACUCCUGCCCAUCCAGCCCCCGGGGAGCAGGGUCUUCGGGGUACAAAAUGGGCCGUGUGAUACCAGCUGACCUCAAUAUAAUGGCCGACAACUCGCAGCCAGAAAAUGAAAAGGAAGCUUCUGGUGGAGACAGCCCAAAGGAUGAUUCAAAGCCACCUUAUUCCUAUGCACAAUUAAUCGUACAAGCAAUUACGAUGGCUCCUGAUAAGCAACUUACUCUAAAUGGAAUUUAUACUCACAUCACUAAAAAUUAUCCGUACUACAGGACAGCGGACAAGGGCUGGCAGAAUUCAAUUCGCCACAAUCUCUCUCUGAAUCGUUAUUUCAUCAAAGUACCACGUUCCCAGGAAGAACCAGGCAAAGGCUCAUUCUGGAGGAUAGAUCCUGCCUCUGAAAGCAAAUUAAUAGAGCAGGCUUUUAGGAAAAGACGGCCUAGGGGCGUGCCUUGCUUUAGAACCCCUCUGGGACCGCUCUCCUCUAGAAGUGCCCCAGCCUCUCCCAAUCACGCUGGAGUGCUGUCUGCUCACUCCAGUGGUGCCCAGACCCCUGAGAGCCUGUCGAGGGAAGGUUCACCGGCCCCCCUGGAGCCCGAGCCCAGCGCCUCACAGCCCAAACUGGCCGUCAUCCAGGAGGCACGGUUUGCCCAGAGUGCACCAGGCUCGCCGCUGUCUAGUCAGCCCGUUUUAAUCGCCGUGCAGCGGCAGCUGCCACCGACCAUCAAGCCCGUCACCUACACAGUCGCCGCUCCCGUGACCACCUCGACCUCCCAACAGCCUGUCGUGCAGACGGUGCACGUUGUCCACCAGAUCCCUGCCGUGUCUGUCACCAGCGUGGCCGGCCUAGCCCCCGCGAGCACGUACACUGUCGCCGGCCAGGCUGUGGUCACUCAGGCGGCCGUGCUGGCCCCUCCUCAGGCAGAGCCACAAGAGAAUGGAGAUCACAAAGAAGUAAAAGUGAAAGUGGAACCUAUCCCUGCGAUGAGCCACGCCGCACUGGGUGCCGCGAGCCGGGUCAUUCAGACGCCGCAGACCACCCCAGUCCAGACGGUCACCAUCCUGCAGCAGGCACCUCUAGGUCAGCACCAGCUCCCAAUAAAAACUGUAACACAGAACGGGACUCACGUGGUGCCCAUCCCUGCCGCCGUCCACGGCCCGGUGAACAACGCAGUGGCAAGUCCUCUGCACAUGUUGGCAACACACGCGUCGGCGUCGGCGUCCCUGCCCACAAAGCGCCAGAAUGGCGACCAGACGGAGCAGCCGGAGCUGAAGCGGGUCAAGACGGAAGACGGAGAGAGCAUCGUCAUCGCCCUGAGUGUGGACGCGCCGCCGGCAGCCGGCAGGGAGAAAGGCGUCCAAAACUAGCGACUGGGACAGCUUUUCUUACUUUAAUAUCAACUCUUGUGGUGCCAAAAGGAGACACUGCCUCUCACCGACACUCGGAGCACGUGGUCUCGGUGGGUAGAGGGCCCUGCGGUUGGACUUCACCUCAGCACUGAAAACACAAAACCCAGGUGGCCUUAAAACUCCUAAAAGACAGAAGUCACACCUGAACAAAACCACAUGCAACAAAACCUGGUUCCGGCAGCGUCUCCCCAGCCCAAGCUCAGCUCGUCACUCUGGAGCCGAGCUGCUGGGACAGGGCGGGGACCGUCCCCGCCACCCUCCCAGGACCCUUGGGGCUAGCACUGGUAGAUGAGACAGUAUUUUGUUGUUCACAUGUGGAAUUAGAAUAUU
Ailuropoda melanoleuca (giant panda) is the source of this 2085-nucleotide messenger RNA. RefSeq names its product forkhead box K2 (gene FOXK2). NCBI's taxonomy places the organism in Eukaryota, Metazoa, Chordata, Mammalia, Carnivora, Ursidae. The transcript has 9 exons. Bases 1 to 1713 code for a protein of 570 amino acids. Gene Ontology annotation, molecular function: RNA polymerase II cis-regulatory region sequence-specific DNA binding; DNA-binding transcription factor activity, RNA polymerase II-specific. Gene Ontology annotation, biological process: regulation of transcription by RNA polymerase II. The record is from RefSeq and is a predicted model, not a curated record.